Messenger RNA from Ceraceosorus guamensis, 2358 nucleotides. RefSeq lists its product as hypothetical. Gene Ontology annotation, molecular function: mRNA base-pairing post-transcriptional repressor activity; CCR4-NOT complex binding; RNA nuclease activity. The coding region runs from base 257 to 2245 and encodes 662 amino acids. Lineage: Eukaryota; Fungi; Basidiomycota; Exobasidiomycetes; Ceraceosorales; Ceraceosoraceae. The transcript has 3 exons. Gene Ontology annotation, cellular component: peroxisome; cytoplasm. The record is from RefSeq and is a predicted model, not a curated record. Gene Ontology annotation, biological process: post-transcriptional gene silencing.
UCACCUUUCUUUCUCGAUCAUUGCAGCACCUUCACCUCUCGCUUUGCGCUUCGUGUCUCUUUGACCUGCCCGUCAAGGCCUUGCACCAGGCAGGCGAGGAGGGCUUGAGAGGGACUUCAGCACGUAGACGCAUACACCCCCGAUCACUCCCACUGAACGGCCGGUUUCCGCUUUAUAUGAACGGUUCUUCAUCACAAAUAGCUUUCGGAUCUUCUUGUUCUUCUCUUCUUUUCCCUUCGUCAUCGCACAUCCCGUCAUGUCUUCUGACAACAGCCUCGCCACGUUCUUCUCCUCUCCUACGGGUCGUACCGCUGCCAUCGCUGGUGGCGCCUUGGUCGUUCUAGGAGCCGGCUCCUUGCUUUACUCUCGCAACAGCAACAGCAACAGCAACAGCAACAUCAACAGCAACAGCAGCCUCAGCAAGUCAUCAGACUCUACUCGAGCGAAACGAGCAAUCCCCAAGCAUUCCAAAUCCACCAAAUCGGGCGCUUCCUCGGCAGCUUCUGCCUCGGAUGACGAGUACAUUCCCGCUCCGCGCACUCGGCCUCCACAGGGCGCAAACACGCUAAAUCCAGUCGCGGUGCUAUGGGACGUCGAUAAUUGCCCGCCUCCCACUGGUUCUUCAGGCCGAGCCAUCGUUCAAGCUAUUCGUCGAGCGGUACAGGCCGUAGGACCUGAUAGCGUCUUGGGCGCAGGAAAUGCAGGAGAGGAGCUGCUGCCGAGCGGACCCAUUGUGAUGUUCAAGGCAUACCUGGAGAUGAGCGACGCCAGUGCCGCUCCAAGCCCGCAGCAAGUCCUUCUGCGUAGCGAGCUGCAAGGCUGCGGAGUCAGCCUGAUAGAUACGCCCAAAUCCGGUCGCAAGGACGUGGCGGACAAGAUGCUCAUCACAGACAUGCUGGCAUUUGCCAUUGAUCAGCCCAGCCCAGCAAGGGUCGUCGCCAUCACGGGCGAUCGUGACUACGCCUACUCGCUGGGUUGCUUGAGGAAUCGCAACUACUCCGUCGUGCUAGUCGUUCCUCCAGUCGGCGCUCCUCCAAUACUGGAAGCCAGCGCCAACGUCGUCGUUCGAUGGCGCCAGGAUGUGCUAGGGAUGACUCACGACGCAAAUGGCAGGCCCUAUGCGACUGCCACGCCUAAAAGGAGCAACGGCGCUUCAUCUUCCGUGGCCGCGUUCGGCACGAGCCCUUCCAAAGCCCUACAUGCGCCAAGCACUCCAUUGAAUACACGCCAGGCAGAUUUUGUCCGUGGCCCAGGUGGUCAGCCAGUGCCAGCGGUCUUUUCGCCACUCAUCACAGUUUUGGAGCAGUUGAGGAGCCAGGGCGUCACAUAUCCUCUACGAGGUACCGUAGCCGAAAGGCUCGCCGCUAUAGACGAUAAAUUGUAUGAGCGGGCCGGUGCCAGUCGUUGGGCUGAUUACGCAGCUGUUGCAGAAGCAGCAGGGUUCAUCACGCUCGGUACUGGUCAGCCAGGCAAGGACUGGGUCGCCUUGCGAACACCGACCACCAUGAAGAAAAAGCUCGAGAAGAAUGAGUAUGAUGCGAUGACUUCGAGUCCUCUCUCUGUAGCACCUGCCUCAGCCAAAAAGCAACCUCCUUCAACUCCCACUCCCACUCCCAACAAAGCUCGAGCUGAUGAACUUGCCCGAGGAUCUAGCCCCACAAAGCGCUUUGCCCAACUGACCCCAGAGCCCGCGCACUCUUCGCCCCUCACCAAGAGCGAUAGCAGCUCGGGCAACCUGGGCGGCGGCACCAGCAUCCCGCUCAGAGAGCUGGAGAAGACCUUGCCACACGCGCCGUCCAAGGAACUCAUCCCAAUCUGCUUCUUUGCUCUUGCCAACUUCUUGCUCAACGAGCGCACUGUUGGAAAUGACUACGUUCCGGACACCAAGAUUCAGCGCUGGCUUUCUACGUCGAAGCACAAGAUGGCAAUAUACAUUCAGACGACGAACAAUUGGGUUGACUACUUGAUGCUGGCUCGCGAAUAUAAGAUUGUGCGGCUCAAAACUGUGCCCGGCGAAGAAUCCUUGCGAGUCUCGAUCCAUCCCCGCUUGACGGAGAGUCCUGCGCGUGGACAAAGGCCCAAGUCGCCUGAGAAUCCACCGCGUUCUAAUGGAGCGCAAGAGGGCGAAUACGAACAGGAACAUUCUCAACGCACUCAAUCUACCUCUCGCGCUACAUCCGGCGUCAGCGAGCGCGCCAAAUUUAAGCCGCUUGUCGACAUUCUGGUGCGACUGAGACGAGGGUGAGUGUUCCAGAGGUGGUGGGCUCAGGAGCAGGACUUGCUUUGCUAAUACCGAGUCCAAUCUGGUAAAGGCACGGAGAGGCCCAGCCCUCACGAAGCUUGGUGACCGAAGAGCUG